Messenger RNA from Moneuplotes crassus, 570 nucleotides. NCBI's taxonomy places the organism in Eukaryota, Ciliophora, Spirotrichea, Euplotida, Euplotidae. The record is from the annotation of a GenBank genome assembly.
UUUUAUUUGAAAUUUUAAGUUUUCUAAAUGGAAUCAAAAGACUCACAGAACCAAUACAGGACAGGCAUCCUGAUGGCAAACCAUGUUGAAGACCGAUUUGGAAGAGACCUUGUCCACGCACCUGUUGAAAACCCCAUUCCUAAUUCAGAGAUGCAUGAUGGGUUUAGUAUGGAUAAGACUAUGUUUGCAGCUGGUAGAGAUAACUUCGUUGCCAAGCCUGUUACCGAGGACGAGAUCGAAGCUGAAGAAGGAUAUAAGGAGUAUGAAACAGCUGUUUGUUAUACAACAAAAGGACAGCCAAACCAUAUUCUGAUUGGUCAUGGUCCAACUCAAGGAACAUUUGAGACCCGUGAAUUUGCAACAACAAAUGAAACUUUUUAUGGAAAAGCUCCAAAUGCUGAUAAGACUACUCAGAGAGAUCUGUUUUUAACGAAUACAAAGCAAGAUGAUAUUCCUACUCUUUUCAAGCCAACUCCAGAUAGGACUCAUUUCAAAAAAUCUGAAAAGUUUUAGCUAACUCUAUUGGUAUAAUUCUUUUCUGUGGCGAUGUAUCUUCAUGAAAGCCUUUUC